Messenger RNA from Nematostella vectensis (starlet sea anemone), 2147 nucleotides. RefSeq lists its product as uncharacterized. Gene Ontology annotation, biological process: cell redox homeostasis; intracellular signal transduction. The coding region runs from base 181 to 1656 and encodes 491 amino acids. The record is from RefSeq and is a predicted model, not a curated record. NCBI's taxonomy places the organism in Eukaryota, Metazoa, Cnidaria, Anthozoa, Actiniaria, Edwardsiidae. The transcript is spliced from 9 exons. Gene Ontology annotation, molecular function: electron transfer activity.
GAACGCCUGGUCUAAAAUGUGAGUUUUAUUGCACACGAUGUCAACUUUGGGGUUUUAGCAUUUUAGUUUUCCCAAUAUCGGUGGAAGCAAGCGUAACAAGUGUCAUAUAUACUACAUAUCCAGCUAAGCCGAUGCUUUAACACCUUUUAGCCUGCACAAGCGCUAAUUUUUCUCUAGAACAUGAAAGGACGAGUGACUAUCUUCUCUAUAACUGGGUGCCCUUUCUGCGUGCGAGCGAAAACAAAGCUUCGAGAUGAGUUAAACCUUGAGUUUGUUGACAUAAAUUUGGACAGACAUCCAGAGAGGCGACAAGAAGCAAUGGAGAGAAGUGGAAAGCGAACUGUUCCACAGAUCUUCUUUAACAACAUUCACGUUGGUGGCUUCGAUGACCUCGAUAAACUUUCUGCUGAUAAGAUGGAAGAGCUGAUCAAAGAAAUCAAAGAACACUCCCCUCCCCCAGAGGCACCCCAACCCCCUCCCCCUGAGCCCAGUGAAGACACAGGCAGCCCAAAUGCUGAUGAUGAUGUGUCAUUUACCUGUGAGAUGGAUGAGUAUGCAGAGCUAGUAAAAGCCAUUAGGGAAAGUGGUCUGGUCAAAGAUCACAAGGCAGGCUUUCUCAAAACUUACAGGAACUCAUUUAUUGGCAGAGAAGUGGUGGAUUGGUUAGUCAGCACAAGGCAAAUUGAGCGAGAGAAAGCCAUCCAAAUGUGUAAACAGAUAGUUGAGCGACGUUUUGGCCAUUCUGUGGAAGGUGAAGAAGUUGAAUUCAAGGAUGAUGCCUCGGUUUAUAGAUUCCUUGAGGAUGAUGAAAGUAAUGCCUUGAAUGCUGGGUUGGGAUCCCUGUGUGAACCGCGGCCAGCACCAGAGGUUGGGGAGGAGUUGCGUCACCUUAUUUUACAGCUCUACAACAAGCAUUUAUCUCCAGACGGGAAGGGUGUGGACUACACAGCAAUGGGGCAGAGCACCCAAUUCCAGGAUUAUGUUAAGCACACAGCCGAACUGCAGCGGGUGAACCUGGAAACAGCUUCACGUGAAGGAAAACUUGCUUUCUUCAUCAAUAUCUACAAUGCCCUGGUCAUACAUGCAACCGUCACUAAGGGACCACCGGUCAACCUGUGGCAGAGAUAUAAGUUCUUUAACACUGUCAGUUACAUCAUUGGAGGUCAUGUGUAUUGCUUGAACGACAUCGAGAAUGGUGUGUUGCGCUCUAACCGCCGCGCUAUUGGCGCCAUACGCAGACCAUUCAGCAAAAAAGAUCCUCGGCUAAAGAUAGCACUAGACCAACCUGAGCCCAAGGUCCAUUUUGCAUUGGUCUGCGGUGCAAAGAGCUGUCCACCAAUCAAAACGUACUCUGCUAAGGGAGUUGACGAAGAGCUGAACGUAGCAGCUGAGGCCUUCCUGGAAGGUGAAGACGGUUGUCGAAUUAACAUGAUCAAGCGAGAGAUUCGCCUCAGCAAGAUCUUUCAGUGGUAUAAAGAAGACUUUGGAUCAAGUAAUGCUGAGGUCGCACGGUUUGUUAGCAGACACAUGGCAGAGGGAGAAAAGAAAAGUCAACUGGACGAGCUACUGCACCGCAAAGAUUUCAAGGAAGCUAAUCCGGCAAUGUGUGGUUUGCGACAUGGUACCACGAGGACGAAGACGCUAAUAAAUAAGUAAAUAAAUAGAUAGGUGAAUAAAUAAAACAAGAACAACACUAAUUAUCUCGCUAGGGAGCCUCGAUUGAAAAAGUGUUACAAGGAGAAUUACAAAAGACAGACUGGGGGAGAAUGUUCCAGAUCGGACAAAAAAAGUAGAGAGUCUUGAACGCUCACAUAGCUACCAGGAUGCAACGCUCGCCAUUUACACCCUCCACGAUUUGAUUGAAUCAUCAACUAGAUGAUGAUGAGUCAGCCAGUGGCAUUUAAUAACUUACAUUUGACUUAAUUUUGUUUUUAUUUAUGGCUGAACUAUUUAAUUCUAUGGUACUUUGUACAUAAAAUAAAUGCUAUAAUGGUAUUUUUAAAUAGUUAAAACUAUUUACUAUUAUUAUAUUUACUUAUUAACCAUAAUCAUAUACAACCAUAAAAGAAAUAUUUAUUCUCAGUAGAAACUAGCGCAAUGUCAAUUAAAAAAUCACAAAUCAUUAAAACUUGUUUGGGCGAAAUUCA